AUGGAUCCUCUUCCCGCAUACCAUGAGCUCAACAAGGAUGUUGCAAUGCUCGUUGCUCCGUACCUAGACACUUCCGAUCUUUACUCCGGCUGUCUUGUCUAUUCUUAUUUCAAUGAAACUUUCGGUGACUAUCUUUGGGCCAACCCGUUCAGAGACCUAGCCAACAGAGCUAAGCCUUGUGGACUUGUUUCAAAAUUCUUCUUUGCCUCAAACCGCCUUGAUUCCAAGAUUCUCAAGAGAGUUCGAAUCCUCGACAUGCGUGCACUACACGAGAUUAGACGUGACCGAGCUCACACCAACGAUUGCAUCAUAUUUGGAACUUACCUGAAGCCGGAGUGGUUUUUCAAGUUCUUCAAGAACUUUCCUAACCUCAAUUGCAUCCUUCUAGCACCUACAUGCUCUGAGGACUACGGCAUAUUUCCCGGUGCUGACCUUCCGGAUAAAUAUAAUGCAAUACCUCAGUCAGAGUUUCUUAGCGCGUCUGGUUGUACUACGUUUGAUUAUUCCCUUGUUCUUCGCCAAAACAUAACCAAGUACUUGAUUUACCUCGAUGCGUCUGACACGGUCCGCGGUCCAAACUGGGGAGCCUCGUUUACCAUUGAGAACCUUCCAAAUCUUAGGAUCUUGAAGCUACGAAGAUUGAGAUUGACGGAUACCAUGCUACCACCUAUAGUCACCAACUCUAGACGCCAGAUUUGGUCGUUAGAUCUUCGUGAUAAUCUCUUGACCGACAAUACCAUCAAUCCUCUAUUGCGAAGCUGCUUCUUAGAGCGAUUCCCAGAUAUUGAACAUGGUCCCCUUCGCGCAACUGAUGAGAGACUAUUCGAGCAUCCUCCAAUCUAUCGUGAGGCUAACGAAGGCGCUGAUCCACCACCAACCACCAUGACUACACUCCGCCCCGAUUUCAUCAAUCGAGUUGAGUGUUCCACUCCAGGAGGACACGCGCUGAAUAUCCUGGAGCGAAAAAACAACAUUGAAGAUAACCUCUUAAUGGUUACAGGCUUAACCCACCUCUACAUAUCCAACAACAAGUUCACGGCCCUCGGACCGCAAAACCUCCUCGGCCAAACCAACUCCCUCCAAGUCCUCGACGCCGGAUCCAACCGAACCAGUCUAGCCGUAGUAGCCGGCGCCUGUGUCGAUGUCUACGCACAGGAACACACCAUCCGUUUCCUCUCUCGCAAAUGGCAACCCCGUCUCGAGAUUCUGCGUAUUCAUCACUCUAUCGUCACACGGCAUCCAUCAGUCAUAAGCCAAAGCCACAAAUACGACCGCAAAGAAGCCAUCUCGAAUUUGAAGAUUGAGAAAACAUGUCAAACGGAGCUCGAGAACCAAGGCCCCUCUUUCGAUCCCCUCGAUAACACACGACUUCGCACCUUAACCCUAACAUCCAUCCCGCGCAAAUCCACGCAGGAACUAUUCCUUGCGCUCAAGUAUUUCAUCGUGCGACUUGCGGCGCAGGAAGUAACGAUCCACGAUGCGCGUGAGAAUGUCAAGAGUAGACGUGCGCCCAUCUUGUACCCGGGGAUUCGAAAACUGACGCUGGAGUUUUUGCCCGAGGAACAUGUGGUGAGGCCUUCGGAUUCGGUUACGGGUCAUGGGGAUGCGGAUGGCUAUUAUGAGGAAUUGGCGAGGGAUUUCUCGUUUUUGAAUUAUAAUAGUAUUCGGGCGCCGACGAGGAGUCAGCAAGAGGAGAUUGGAACGGUUCCUACGGUGGAUAUUGUGGAGGAGUUGAGGGAAUGGAGAAAGAUUGAGGUUAGGCAUUGGAGUGGGGAGUUGAAGAUUAAGCUGUUUUCAAAUUAG
This is a messenger RNA of Sclerotinia borealis F-4128, 1803 nucleotides long. Lineage: Eukaryota; Fungi; Ascomycota; Leotiomycetes; Helotiales; Sclerotiniaceae. The record is from the annotation of a GenBank genome assembly.